Messenger RNA from Dioszegia hungarica, 813 nucleotides. RefSeq lists its product as uncharacterized. Bases 1 to 813 code for a protein of 270 amino acids. Lineage: Eukaryota; Fungi; Basidiomycota; Tremellomycetes; Tremellales; Bulleribasidiaceae. The transcript has 2 exons. The record is from RefSeq and is a predicted model, not a curated record.
AUGACGAGAAAUCGAAAUUAUCGCUCUGGCUCUGAAGACGGCUCCGUGCAUUCUGACACCACUGGCUCCGCUACUUACCUCGUCGACGGAGACGGUGUGAUCUACACCCCUGAUGCGAGUACUACAGCUUCCGACAGCACGUAUGGGCCCCCGAUUCUCACUCCGUCCGGCAGCACAGCCUCCCUCCCCUUCGAGAGCGAGGAAGAAGCGACCAAUCCACGCGAGGGCACGGGCAUGCACUUCCAUGGUAUGAUAGUCAACGUCUCAGGCUCAACCACGGUGCGGAUGGGAAACACCUACGUCAACGAGGAGCUGGUGGACGGACCCUAUGGACCGUUCUCUGGGAGAUGGGGUCGGAAUACCGCUUCGCGAGAUACAGAUGCGGACACUCGUGCCUCUGAGAGCGGCUACAACACCGAGGCUCCCAACACAUGGCCGCUGUCGAGGUCGGACAGCAGCGCAGAAGCCCGCACCAACGACAUUCGAGCCCGUGCAAAUAGGAUUCAAGCCCUCGCUGAUGAGCGAGCCCGUAGACACCGAGCCAACAUGAGUGCGUCUACUGAGUCAGGCGCUACGCAUACACAUCACGCAGGUUCUGGCCGUCGAAGCAGUCACCGCACCCAGUCUACCCACGGAGGUCGAUACCAGCAGGAGAGCACAUCUUCUGGGACCGAAUCGCGGUACCAUCCCACCGCGAACGUGAGGGUCGGGAAUAUGGGUCUGGGCGACCACAAGUAUCCGGGGAGGUCUCGGUUCACGGGACCCGGGAUGAACAUCAUUGGGGACCACGAGGAGAAUGUCUGGGCACACUAG